CGAUUUACUACUUCUAGUGCUACCACUAUUACUAUAUUGACGGGAUGAACGUUCCAGCUCACCUCACAAACAUAAACACACACACACAUAUUCAUAAGCAGCAAUUUGUUUAGUCGAUUUCUCCACAGUGGCUUCUUUCGAGAACUGUAAACGAGCUCAAUCUGGUGGAUGGAUCUACUAAAUUAUCCUUAUUUACAUUUUCGUAAACAAAAAAAAAACAAAAAUGCCAUCAAAUGCAGUAGCCGUUCCGAUGUAUGCAGAUUGUUUAAGGGCACUUUCAAACAACUACUUAGAUUGUAUCAUCACGUACAAUAAUUUUGAUUGAACGAAGAAAACUUUCGUAAACUCUAUCUGUUAGUAGUUAAAUAUAGAAAAUAACGGCCGGAAGUGUACGUUUUUGUAACAUGGUUUGCAUUCACUACUGGUAAUCAUUUCACCACAAAACUGAUGGAGUGUAUGUUAGACUAAAAUACUAAAGAUGCAUUUAUUUCUUUCUAUGUUUUCUCCAAUACAUAAUCAUAUUGCAAAUGUAUAAGUGUACGGACAGGAAAAGUAAUUUUUAGUGAAUAAACGUAUUUUGAAACCGACAAUUAUGUGUUUGCUAUAACACAAAUCAAAGUGAAAAAGUUUCGAUAAUCGGUUUCGUGUUUUUCAUUAUUUGAUGAUUAAUCCACCGGGACAACCGAACGGCAACUACUGUCUGUUAAACUUUACUGAGGCAGAAAUAACGUCUGUAAAUGAUCAGUUUUGGCUUGGAAAAGUGACACUGGUAAGCUAUCAAUAAUCAGGAAUAACUCAGGAAAGCAAAAUGUCGGACACAGAGGUCGUUGAACCGAAAAAAGGUCGAGGCCGCCCAAGCAAUCCCGAGAAGAACAGCGUCGCUCCCAAAAAGCGAGCACGCGCUGCUUCACCAAAGGAUAAAGCAGAGGAAAAGGACAAGGCACUUGCCUCGGACGAGGAGCCAUCGGCAAAGCGUGGUCGGGGUAGACCGAAGGGCACCGCGAAAAAAGCGCCAAAGGCUAAAAAACCAGAUACCAAAAAAGGCCGCGGAAGAGGUAAAAAGAAGCCGGCCAAGGACGAGUCCAGCGAAGAGGAGGAGGAUGACGAAGACGAAGAGGAAAACGAUAGCGAGGAGAAUGAUGAGUCCGAUUCCUAAACAUGUUUUUUUCCCCAAUUCAUUUUUUUUUAGCCACCGCAGAUUCAGUACGAAUUUUGUAUCAACAGAAGAAAACAUAAUUUGCAUGAGCAAAGAAUACACUCAAUCUAAACUUACACAUCGUACAGUGCUUGACAUGGUCAACCAAACAUUUAUAUAUUCGAUGUGACUCAAUCUAAAUAAUGUACCGUGAAUUUAUCGAAAAACAAAGACAUCAUGAGACAAACAUUUUAAAAAAUAUACCCCUUCGGCACUAGUAGUGAAAUAAAAUCAGAUGAGUUACGGAAAAAA
Messenger RNA from Malaya genurostris, 1447 nucleotides. RefSeq names its product high mobility group protein HMGI-C-like. Gene Ontology annotation, cellular component: nucleus; chromatin. Gene Ontology annotation, molecular function: DNA binding. Lineage: Eukaryota; Metazoa; Arthropoda; Insecta; Diptera; Culicidae. The transcript is spliced from 3 exons. The record is from RefSeq and is a predicted model, not a curated record. The coding region runs from base 809 to 1156 and encodes 115 amino acids. Gene Ontology annotation, biological process: regulation of DNA-templated transcription.